This is a messenger RNA of Knipowitschia caucasica, 744 nucleotides long. Lineage: Eukaryota; Metazoa; Chordata; Actinopteri; Gobiiformes; Gobiidae. The record is from the annotation of a GenBank genome assembly.
AUGCGUCAGCCGAACGAGCAGAAGAACAAGAAACCCAUUGCCUCCAAGAGGAAAGGAUCUCGGGACCAUCACUCGGAGCAGGACCCUGCCCCGUCGGCCUCCGGAGCUCCUCACCACAACCCAAAGCACGAGCCUGCCCACCGGCCCAGCGAGGAGGAGGAGCGACUACUGCGGUCCGAACCAAAGAGACCCUCACACACUCAUCACCACCACCACCACCACAAACGAACCGAGCACCACGGCACCAGCCAAGCAACGAUGCCGGGGCGUACGUCUCCGGAAACGCAGAGACUACACAGAAGGCAACCGCCCGAAAACAGAGAACAUCAAGAAGAAGCGGAGGAAAGACUUGCAUCGGAAUCUCACCACCACAAUCACUCGCGGCAUCACCAAAGUCGGAGGGGAGGGGAGGAGUACGAGCACAACGAACGCAACCGGACUCACAGGCACCAUCACCAGCAGCAGGAGCAGCAGCAGCAGCAGCAGCAGCAGCAGCAGAAGCAGCAGCACUCAGGCAUGCAGACAAGGAGACAGCACAGCACCGAAAUGCAGCAACAUCAUCACCACCACCACCACCGGGAGCGGGACCACCAGCCGGACCGGGACAGGGACCGCGACCGAGACCGCGACCGGGACCGGGACAGGGACCGGGACAGGGACCGGUGCAAGGACAGAGACCGGGAGGUGAGGGUGAGGGAAAGGGAGGCCCGGCAGUAUCACAGGGAGCCGUACACGCACCGAUAA